AUGGAUUUGUACUAUGAGAAUGGUUCACCACCAUGCCUGAGUGUAAUAGUUACUGCAGCUGCGCUUAAUGUCAAAUUAAACUUAAAGGAAUUGGAGUUGGAAGUGAAUAAAGAACAUUUGACACCAGAAUUCACAAAAAUCAACCCUGGAACGAAAACAUUCACGAUCGCUGAUAUAUCGAUUUAUUCAUCCUUUUUAACCAUCCCGAAUCCGAAUAACGAUUUUUCUCCUUAUCCCAAUAUCAAGAAAUGGUUGAAGUUAAUGGAAGAAAAAGCUCCAGCUAAAGAUUACAUCAAGAAGAGUGAAUUGGAGUUGGAAGUGAAUAAAGAACAUUUGACACCAGAAUUCACAAAAAUCAACCCGCAACAAACUGUUCCAACUCUUGUUGACAAUGGAUUCGCAUUGUCAGAGUCUCGUGCGAUCAUGCAAUAUCUCGUUGAAAAGUGUGGAAAGGAUGAUUCGUUGUACCCGAAGGAUCUUAAAACCAGAGCCAUUGUUGAUCAGAGAUUAUUUUUCGAUAUCGGAACUUUAUAUACGCAUGUAUUGAAAUCAUUUUUUUAUUGGUUUGACAAAAAGCCAGAAGAUCCUCAAGAUUUGAAAAGGCUGGAGAGGGCACUUAUCGUCUUGAAUACAUUUUUGGAAGGAAACAAUUAUGUGGCUGAAACGAAAACAUUCACGAUCGCUGAUAUAUCGAUUUAUUCAUCCCUUUUAACCAUCCCGAAUCCGAAUUACGAUUUUUCUCCUUAUCCCAAUGUCAAGAAAUGGUUGAAGUUAAUGGAAGAAAAAGCUCCGGCUAAAGAUUACAUCAAGAAGAGUGUUGCAGCGAUUCAAACGUUCUGCGAAAAAUAUAAGCCUUGA
Molecule: messenger RNA, 858 nt
Organism: Clunio marinus
Lineage: Eukaryota; Metazoa; Arthropoda; Insecta; Diptera; Chironomidae
Source: the annotation of a GenBank genome assembly